UUGACUGGAGGAUAAUCCGCUGUGAGUUCAGAGCAGCGGCGGCCUCCUGUAUCCCUGUAGCGCGCUGUUUAUCCUCCACAAAAUGGCAGCACAGAAAAUAAACGAGGCACACGAUCACAUCGCUAAAGCUGAGAAAUGCCUGAAGACCAGCAUGACCAAGUGGAAGCCGGACUACGAUGGAGCGGCGUCUGAGAUGGCCAAAGCUGCUGUGGCUUUCAAAAACGCUAAGCAGUUUGAGCAGGCGAAGGACAUGUACCUGAAGGAGGCGGAGUACCACACGGAGAACAAAGCAUUGUUCCAUGCUGCAAAGGCAAUUGAGCAAGCAGGUAUGAUGCUGAAGGAUAUGAAGCGACUCCCGGAGGCUGUUGAACUGAUCGAGAAAGCCAGUGUGAUGUACGUGGAGAACGGGACCUCAGGAACUGCAGGCAUUGCUUUGGACAGAGCCGGCAAGCUUAUUGAACCAGUGGAUCUGGAGAAGGCAGUGGACUUGUAUCAGAAAGCUGCAUCGGUUUUUGAGAAUGAGGACCGGCUUAGGCAGGCUGCAGAGCUGCUGGGAAAAUCGUCCAGACUUCUGGUGCGUCUGCGCAGGCUGGAAGAGGCAGCUGUGUCUCUGCAGAAAGAGAAAAACAUGUACAAGGAGAUUGAGAAUUACCCCACUUGCUUUAAGAAAACCAUAGCACAAGUGCUGGUCCAUCUUCAUCGAGGCGACUUCGUAGCAGCAGAUAAGUGUGUAAAAGAGAGUUACAGUCUUCCUGGGUUUAGCAGCAGCGAGGACUGUGUUGCGAUGGAGACUUUAUUGGCGGGUUACGACGAGCAAAACGAGGACGACGUGUAUCGCGUGUGCAACUCGCCUCUUCUCAAGUACAUGGACAACGACUAUGCAAAGCUGGCCAUCUCUCUGAAAGUACCAGGAGGAGGUGGGAAGAAGAAGAAAUCUCCCAGCGUUCCACAGGGGGGCGCUUCAGGAGCACCGGCUGCAGGGGACGAGGACGAGUAUGAAGGAGGACUGUGCUAAUCCGGGAAACGUCACUGCUUCAAGCGUGUAUGUGCACCGGUGAAAGGAGGAGCGUGACGGGAAAAGAAGAUAGAGUCUAUAUUUCUGAGAAAAACGUAUAGGUGUAUAUGCUGUCUACUUCGUGACUUUCCUGUUGAGCACCGUGGAUUCUGUCCAUAUCCUGAAAACUUUGUAUUCUAUGCAGAGACUUAAUGUCUAACACAAAUGAAGCUCGGUGUAAUGUGGAAGAAAUACUUUAGCAUUGUUAGCUGAUUUCUCAAUACUUCAUCUGUAACAUAGGUGUAAUAUGCGCAAGAAAUGUCCCUGUAGUAAGAAAAGAAAAGCUGAAAAUUGACAUAAUCAUGCGAAAGACUCAAGCCAGCUUUUCAGUCUAGUUAUCUUUCAUUUUAUCUUCAUAGAUAUGAGGUGACUUUUGCUGAGGUAAAAAAAAAUGUGUUCAUACUUAAACAUACAAGGAGACUGAAUAAGCACAGAAAGGCUGCAUUUACUGCAGGACAAGCACAAAUCCACAAAACGCACAAGACAACAAAGUAAAUUUCUUUUACGCUAUUUUGAAACAUUUAUUUCCAUGUAGCGUUCGUUCCUUCUUUUUGUUUGUAGCUGUAACAGGUAUCGCUUUUGAAUCACAGCUACAGAGCUGCAACUCUUUAUACAGUUCUUAAUGGAUUUUCAGUCAAUUGGAAAUAAAGGACAGGAAAAAGCACAGAAAUUUUAGUCUGCAGUAGCGAGAGAUCAGAGCACAAAAAUACUGAAGUAUUCCUUUUAAUCAGAGAUGCCCAAACAUUUAUCGCCAAGCUGCCACUCUUGGGCCCUUGAGCAAGGCCCUUAACCCUCUGUGCUCCAUGGGCGCCGUAUCAUGGCUAACCCUGCGCUCUGACCCCAGCUUCUGAGCAAGCUGGGAUAUAAGAAGAAUGAAUUGUACUGUGCUGUAAUGUAUGUGUGACAAAUAAAGGCUAUUCUUCUUUUUCUAUUUUCCAAAAAUCUAAAAAUCUGAACAUGAUGAGCCAAAACUACUUUGAGAACUAAAGAAUGUACUCGUGCAUUCAAUUUAAAAUAAUUCAUAUUCACUUAUAUUCUCACAACUUCAUUUACAUUGUUUACAGAUUAUAAAUAAUCUGUGUCAAUGGCGCCCCCUUUCUUUCUUAAUGGGCAUGGUAGACCAAAUUAAAGGUCACCACUGGCCUCCUUUGCCCCACGAGCCCUAGUUUGGGCAUCUCUGCUUUCAAUACAUAUAAACACAACAUAAAAGCUACUUUUGUUUGUGGAUACAAAAAAAUUCCAUUCUUUUUUUGCCAAAAUGUCUUUUUAUUUAAUAUUGUAUUCAAACUAUGGUAUAGUCAUGUGUACAGCGUCCUGUAUCAUGUGUACGUGUUUUAAAUAGGGACCAGUUUCUAAAAUCGUGAAAAUCGAAUUGUUCUUGUUGUAACCCUUUAACGUCGAGCAGAAAAAAAUGCAAAAGAUGCUAGAAAUGU
This is a messenger RNA of Silurus meridionalis, 2487 nucleotides long. RefSeq names its product N-ethylmaleimide-sensitive factor attachment protein, gamma b (gene napgb). Gene Ontology annotation, molecular function: soluble NSF attachment protein activity; syntaxin binding. Gene Ontology annotation, biological process: intracellular protein transport. The record is from RefSeq and is a predicted model, not a curated record. Bases 83 to 1015 code for a protein of 310 amino acids. Lineage: Eukaryota; Metazoa; Chordata; Actinopteri; Siluriformes; Siluridae. The transcript has 12 exons. Gene Ontology annotation, cellular component: vacuolar membrane; SNARE complex.